Messenger RNA from Zygotorulaspora mrakii, 2028 nucleotides. It is a transcript of the gene SAN1, whose product is annotated as ubiquitin-protein ligase SAN1. Gene Ontology annotation, molecular function: ubiquitin protein ligase activity. The transcript has a single exon. The coding region runs from base 1 to 2028 and encodes 675 amino acids. NCBI's taxonomy places the organism in Eukaryota, Fungi, Ascomycota, Saccharomycetes, Saccharomycetales, Saccharomycetaceae. The record is from RefSeq and is a predicted model, not a curated record. Gene Ontology annotation, biological process: protein ubiquitination.
AUGAGUGAAGAGAAUACAGAACAGAACACUAGUGGUUCCAAUAAUUCUGGUAAUCCAUCAUUAGCCUCACCUUUGGAUAAUGCUACUAAUGGGGCUGGUAGACCUUCGCGAAAUGUAACCGUAACAAUACAGUAUUCGUAUCUAACUCCUGAUGGUUUGGCCAAUCUAACACCAAAUGGCUUGGCCAAUUUGGCAUUUCCUAAUGGUAAUGUCUUGUCUCCGAAUAACGCAGCUAACCAGAUGAAUGGGGAUAUCGGUGCUAAUCCAGAGACGGAGGGCUCUCAAACAACACGUCCUGAUGGAGCUUUGAUUUUAUCGUUCAGUGACGUACCUUCAGGGACGCCUCAAGAAAGAUUGGAAUCCAUAGUUUCUAUAGCUGCUGAGUUGGCCAUGCGUCGUUUCAGUGACAUGGUCACACAGUCCAAGGGCAUAACAAAAGAGCAAUUUGAGCGGUUACCAGUAUUAAGGGUUGACGAUCUACAAGAUAAAGGCGACUCUGUUUGUAGUAUAUGCUACGAAAAAUAUGAGGAUGAGAAUAUAAAUAUAUUAAAGAGAACUAGAGAUGCCGAAGAAAAAGAUAAUUUUAUCAAAAGGCAGAGGUCGGAAUCUCCGAUCAUAAACAUUGACACGGAUCCUCAAAAUCAAGCUGAUGGAACCACACCUGCUGCGGUUUCCUCUUCUAGUAAUAAUCCGACAGAUAUAAUUGCACAAUCAGAUGAUGAUACCUCCAGCUAUAAGCAUUGCCCUAUCCAACUGCCUUGUGGUCAUGUUUUUGGCAGAGAGUGCUUAUAUAGAUGGUCGAGAAUGGAGAAUAGCUGUCCUCUUUGUAGAGCACCUCUUGUAGAGGUAUCACAAGAAGAAAGUCGAAAUUCAAACAGUCCGCAAAAUAAUAGCAGCGCUGAGGUCUUCGAGAGAAUUAGACAACUUGUGUAUAGUCCAGCUUUGCCAAGCGGGGACCAACGUCCAAUUGAACGGGAUGAAGGUGUAAUGCCAGAAACAGUUAUGUCGAACACUAAUGGAAGCGGUGGUUUACACACCGCAGAUACUUUAGAAACUCAGCCAUUUUCUUUCUCAAGAUCCGGCAUUGUGUUUUUGAGACCAGAUUCUCGUGGAACUGGUUUAGGAGCCCCAAAUAACGAAUCCGAAUCUCGUCUUUCAGGUGCAUCGCUGAAUUCGAAUAUUAGUGAAACUGCAACUGAUAACAUACCAGGAACUUCUGCUAAUGAAGGUGAAAGCAAUAAUACUGCAAACCAAGCAAGUGGCAAUACACCUACCGACACAUAUCAGAGUGGAACUAGAAGAAUCCAGUGGAUACCUAUACCGAUCACCACGAUCCGUUUGGGCGGACCUGGAGCUUACAGUCACAGCAACAAUAAUAACAGCAACGAUGAUAAUAACAGGGACAAUGCUGAUAGUAACAAUAGCAACAACAAUGAUAAUGAAACCGACAAUAAUACUGACAAUGACAGUAACAAUGACGCGAGUAGCGAGAAUAAUCAAAGUACUCACGGAGAUGCACUGAGAUCUAUAUUGGACAGAAUUUUUAGUGUCACACAUGCUGAGAAUACCCGUCGUCAGCAGAGCUCUUCUACGGAAAAUUCCUCAAGCAAUUCGCAGGAAAAUAUCACAAGCAAUUUAGGCAACAGCGCAACUGAACGUGAUAUGCCAAGAAGCUCCCUAAAUUCUGCUCCUCCUCGCAGAAGGUCUUUUUUACAAAAUAUAUUAAGGAUCACUAAUCGGUCUAGAAAUCGUGCUAGAAACGAUAUAAACAGGACAAAUCAGACUGAAUUACACACCUACAAUGACAAUCAACAGAAUGAUUCCGCCGAUCUCGGUAACAUGUUCAACUCCGGAGUGGCCAGUUAUAGAAAUCAGGACGGCCGUGUUUCCACAUUCAAUAUUGGUCAAGGUCCCUUGCCAGUACCACCGCGCGGUAAUCGUUCCUCUUCCAAUAAUAGUGGGACGCAAACAGAGUCCAACUCAACUCAAGGAGACGAUAACGAGUCUUCGAGGCAAAAUGCCCAUUGA